Molecule: messenger RNA, 729 nt
Organism: Erinaceus europaeus (western European hedgehog)
Lineage: Eukaryota; Metazoa; Chordata; Mammalia; Eulipotyphla; Erinaceidae
Product: actin nucleation-promoting factor WAS-like
Exons: 2
Coding region: 1-546 (181 amino acids)
Source: RefSeq, a predicted model, not a curated record
AUGGCGGCUUCACACGGCGGCGGCGGCGGCGGCGGCGGCGGCUCCCUGUGCGCGACACCGGACCGGCUGCCUGUCCCCCCCUCACGCUGCUCGCGGCCACCGCGCGAGACUAAACUCCGCCCCGCCCCUCCCGGCCCCGCCGGCCAAUCAGCGCGCGGGACGGUCACCUUCCCCCGUCUCCGAGCCCCGCAGGUGGGGGGGCGGAGAGACCGUCGCGCCACGGAGCCGACCAAUCAGAGCGGGGAACGGGCCGAGGGGGCGGGGCCUGAGUACCCACCAAUCCAAAGGGAGCUUCCUUGGCCCGCGGGCCGCUCCGGCUCCGCCCCUCGGAGACCAACGUCGCCGUGGCAACCCAAGGAGGCGGGGGCGGGGCCCUUCCACCGCGGGGGCGGGGCCAGGUCUUUUGGGUCGACACCAAUGGAGAGUGGCCCUGGACAUAGCGCAGUGGCUAAAGCACUGGACUCUCAAGCAUGCGGUCCCGAGUUCAAUCCCCGGCAGCACAUGGACCCAGUGAUGUCUGGUUCUUUCUCUCUCUUCCUAUCUUAAUUUUUUUCUUUUUUUUUUUUAUUUUUUUAAUAUUUUAUUUUAUUUAUUUAUUUAUUCCCUUUUGUUGCCCUUGUUGUUUUAUUGUUGUAGUUAUUAUUGUUGUUGUCGUCGUUGUUGGCUAGGACAGAGAGAAACGGAGAGAGGAGGGGAAGACAGAGAGGGGGAGAGAAAGACAGACACCUG